AUGUCUGUGCAAGUGCCAUUCGAUGCGUGUAGCGGUGGGGACUCCCCAAGCAGUAAUGCUCCUUCGCCAACAACCGAUGGCGCCAAGAGGGUGCAGGGGCUGGUCAGCCUGCGGCUCCAGCAGCUGUCGUCGAGCGACCUGCUCUCGGCGCCCACGAGCAAGGAGCGCCGCUUGUCGCUGGUCGAGCUCGAGUCCAAGAAGCGCAGCCGGCUCAUCCGCCAGUGGGAGAAGAUGAGCCAGGAGAUAGAGUCGGCGCAGAAGAGGGAGGAGCUCGAGCGAUCACGACGCCAGGCCAUCUCCCGCCAGAAGUCCCAGCUCCCCCCAGCCCGUCGACGCUUCGCAAUGCGCAGACGGGCGCCGUCGGUCGUCUCCUCCGACGGCCUGGAUACCAUUCGGCCCCUGGCAGACUACGAGCUCGACCACGAGGCAUCGACCGACGGUGGUCAGCCUGACGCCGAGGCCAACAAUGACGACGGCGGGGCCAGCGCGGCUGCAGCGGCCUUCAGGCGGCUGACCAAGUCGGGCCUCAUAUCUCCCCGGACGCGCCCUCAGGGGCCGGCCUGGGGUGCGGCCCAGACCGGCGAUCUGACGCUGGGGUCGAGGCGGGGAGGUUUGCGUGAAUCACCGCAUGAAGUGGGAGGCGGCAGCGUUGCGGACGUCGUGGAGGCGACCGAGGGCAAGAACUGGCUGGUCAGCGCCUGUGGGAGGCUGCCUCGGGCGGUGCUCGUCAAGAUCGGCGGUCGGCCUUCGGACCAGACCAAGAAGCCAUCGUCCGUCGAGCCACACACCACCGACGCCCAUCACGACGCUGCGAGCCACAGCAACGACAUCAGAAGCAGCAAAAACAACGACAACAACAACAACAAUCAACAGAACGUACCACACAGCCCCGAGGCGCAGAAAGAGCGGCAGGCGGUGAGUGAGGUGGAGACGUUCCUGCGGCAACGAAGAGGUUCAACGGUGCAAGCCUCAGGCUUGGCGAUUCCGAAGUUGAGCAUCACCGCGUCGCCGGAUCCAGUACCCAGGAGGGGGCGCCAACGGAGGGUGGAGGCGGUUGAAGGGGCCAACAACACCAGCAGCGGUACAGAUGAUGACGCCGAGGAGGCGGACGAGGGGAACACGAAGAGUUUGGUCGACGAGGAGUACUCGUCGGAGGAGGAGAAGGAGGACGGGGACGGGGUCAAGGUGGUCGUCAAGUGUCGCUCCAAGACCAUCAACCGAGACCCGGUAAAGAAGCAGGGGUGGCUCAUCAAGCUGGGCGACGGCCUCUUCGCCCAGUGGAAGAAGAGGUUCGGCUAUACCCUCCCCCCCACCACUGUCCCCUGUAAUCUGAAUGGACGACGCGGGGUUCCAGGUGCGGGCAAGCCGCCGGAAGACCGCAUCAGCUUGCGGGGAGGCUGCAUGGUGGACGCGGCCACCAACGGGAUCAAGAAUGUCAAGCGGGCAGAUUGUACGUUUCGAGUCAGUGGAGGGAAGAAGAUGUUUCUGUUGGAGGCCGCGUCGCCCGAAGAGAAGAAGGAGUGGAUUGAGGCGCUCUGGACCAACGUGUUCUACGCCAACCCGGCUAAGCGGCACUCCGGAGUGGCCUACACAGUGGAGCUUCAGGGGCUGCGCAUGAUUGACACAACAACAAAGUUUGAGCUGUGGCAGCGACCAGCUCAGCACAUUCAAUCCAUCACCCGACCCGAGGAGGAUAAGGAACGGUGGGUGAUCUUCGAUUUUGGCGACAAUGGCGGGUGGGUAGUGGUGAGCCUGCAGCCCACCACAACCCCGACCGCCAUCUAUAACUCAGUGCAGAGCAUUCUGCUCACGCAUACGGCCUGGAAAGGCAACCCCAUCCUCCUCGGGAACUACUAA
Molecule: messenger RNA, 1857 nt
Organism: Acanthamoeba castellanii str. Neff
Lineage: Eukaryota; Discosea; Longamoebia; Acanthamoebidae
Product: PH domain containing protein
Exons: 6
Coding region: 1-1857 (618 amino acids)
Source: RefSeq, a predicted model, not a curated record